Messenger RNA from Ruditapes philippinarum (Manila clam), 3730 nucleotides. RefSeq names its product cilia- and flagella-associated protein 221-like. The transcript is spliced from 21 exons. Bases 136 to 2859 code for a protein of 907 amino acids. Gene Ontology annotation, biological process: cilium movement; cilium assembly. The record is from RefSeq and is a predicted model, not a curated record. NCBI's taxonomy places the organism in Eukaryota, Metazoa, Mollusca, Bivalvia, Venerida, Veneridae. Gene Ontology annotation, cellular component: cilium.
AAACAAUAUGGCGGACAUGUAGUCAGUGAAAAUAAUUGUUUCGUAAAAAAAUAGAAUUUGACGAGAUUUACUCAAUUUGACCCAUUUUUUCAGAUGCAUUAUAAUCAAACAUAAUAAUCUUUACCUAGCUGCAACAUGCCAGCCGUAGAGACAAUGAAUAGAGGCCUGAUGGGCCAACAUGGCCCUACAGAUACCUCGGGAUUGCUCAUAGAAACCAUGCAAAUAGAAGAACCCAGGAAAUCUCAGCAUGUACCCAACCAUGUUCUGGAAACGAAAAUAUACACAAAAAUUGCCCAGAACUCAAUGGUGCUUGCCAAGCCAUCAGUGAUACAUUUUGGAGGUUUUGAGGUUGACAAGAAACAUACUUUGUCCUUGAGCAUUGUAAAUGUUUCAACAGAAGUUAUUAGAAUGCAUGUCAUACCUCCGCAGACAAAAUACUUCUAUAUCAAAUAUACCAAAAAUGAAAGAUUGGUUCCAGGACUGACAUUAGACUGUACCAUUGAGUUUACACCUGAUGAAUGGAGAUAUUAUUAUGACUGUAUUAGAAUUAACUGCCCUGGGGAAGAAAAUCUUGUCAUUCCUAUACAUGCUUACCCUGUGAUGAGUACCAAAGAUUUCCCACAGCUGUUCAAUUUUCCACCAGUCCCUGUUGGUCAUAAAAUGACUAAGGUAUUCCCAUUGCGAUGUGAAGCACCAAUAGAUUUUGAGUUUCAGUUGACAUACCUACAGCCUCAUCAAGCUUUCACUGUUAAUCCAAUGUCAGGUAUUAUUCCUGCUAAUGGGGAGACAGAGGUUGCUGUCACUUUUUGUCCAAUUGAAUUUCACACAGCAUAUAUGAGAAUACAGUUGGUUAUUUCACAGUUCAACUCUAACCCGAUUGUGUGUACUUUUACUGGAACUUCUGUACCUGGAUUGCUCAAGGAUGAAACAUUAAAGUAUUCCUUCCAGUAUGGCGAAGGAUCUGAGGAGUCCCUAUUAGAUCCACGUAGCUUGACACCUGUAGAACGAGCUCGAAGAAAAAAGAAAAAGCUCUCCCUCCCCCCUCCCACAAAUGUCAAACAGGAAGUUGAAUAUCAAGGUGUAAAAUUUCCAGUUGAUCUAAAUAAUCCAUAUGCUGUGUCUCAAGUACUGAAUCAGGAGCCAGGCAAACUGAGGGCGAAGGAUCUCAGAGAUGUUGUUGUCACUAAAGAUUCUAAGCCAAAAGCUGCAACACGACAAAUGAAGGAAGCAAAGUUUGAGCAUCAGGUUAGGCAGAAUGUUUAUGAGGAACGUCAGAAUCAGUUACGAUGGCAGUCUAAACUUGGAGAUGAUCAAAUAAACACUGAGGAUAGGGCUAAAAUACUCUCUGAGAGAAAUAAAGCCUGGAAUAUAUACAAGUACAAAAGGUGCGGGGAGCCGGUUGAAGAUGAGGAAUAUAACAGAGAAUGUAGUAAAUGUACAUUUAAACGUACAAUGAGAGACAAAGAUAAUCUACCGUCAGAGACAGCACAGUUUGAUCAAUAUACCAACGAUAUGUGGCAUGUUAGACACAGUACACUCAGUAGAUUUGCACAAGCUGCUCGGAAGGUAAUUAUCCGACAAAGAGCAUCUAGCAAAUUGAAAUCUCUGAAUAAGAUGAUAGAAGACUGGCAUCGUAAACAGUUUGUCACGGAGAGUCUUACAGCUGAAGAAAAAGAGAAAAUGCAGGAAGAGGAGAAGAAAGAAUUGAUACCAGAAAAUUUGGAACUACAUGCUGAUAGAAUCAAACAACAUCAGUUCCCCACAUAUGUCCCUCCAAAUGUCAAAGAUGACAUGGCACCAGAUGCUCUCGGGUCUGUUCCAUUCAAGCCUACAGAGGUUGUUGUGAAAAGGAAAGUGCCUUAUUUCGGUUUAAAAGUUCCCCAGCAGUACAAAUUAAAUGGAUACACAGCUUAUAAUACCCAGGAAGCCUGUAGCGGUUAUGUGCCCGUCAUCAGGUCAAAACCACUGAGAACUGGAGCAGAGGAUGAGGUUAUUACUUUACCACCUCCAGUUACCAUGAAGGAGAAAUCUUCUGUCAAUGUUACUAGAACAAGUCUAGCAUUAGACCUGAGUACAGUAGGGGAUGUAACUCUAGAAACUGUAGAAACUAAAAAGCCAGCCCCAGUGCAUGUUGUCUCCCUUACACCACCACAGGCACUCUUUCAGCCAAUGGAAUAUCCACCACUUCAUGUAUUUAAUCCAGCACCUGGUUUACAAGUGUUCCAAGCUCCAGUACCCUUUGCUGAGACAGAUGCCGAUUUUCACCUGUGUCCUCUACCACGGUACUUCAGGAAGGACCACAGUUCAAACAUGCACGCUGCCACACAGAGGAAGUAUAUGGAUAGGGAGGAUGUUGUAAGGGGAAUAAUGACAUGGAAGAAAUUCCCAUCACAGGGUCUUACCUCCCUUAGUAACACACCUACACUAACAAAUGUCUGGGUCCCAAGAUGGGAUGAUCCCUUUGGUGAGGAGUUGUUACCUCAAAAUGUUCCUGCACUUCUUGAUAGCCUCCCAGAAGAUGAUGGUGACAAUAUUGUUGAUGAUGAGGAGGAGGAUGGUAGAAGCACAUCACGUAUGUCUGUGGCCUUGACCCCUGACAUGGUCAAUGCUCAAUUUCAGAUGAUUGACCCCUCAACACCAGCAGACGAGAAGGUCCAGGUAGAUGCUUUCCCACAUGGAAACAAAAUGCCAGCUUCAAACAUUCCAGUAUCAUCAUAUGGUCCAGUACCUAGGGAGAAAAGGGAAGAAGAGCUAGAAUAUUUUAUGACAAAGAAAUACAAUCGUCUAGGAGCCAAGAUACAGUCUAGAAUCAACACCCUUAACACACUGUCCACUGAUUCUAAACUUGUGCUUAAAUAAAUAAACAGUUGUUAAGUUUGUUAUCAUUGACUUUAGAGAAGAAGUGAAAUUGUGCUGUUGUUAAAAUGUUAAUGGAAAAAAUAAUAAAGAAUUUACUAUAGAAUUAUGUUACUGAAAAGAUUUGUUGAAAUAUUUUUCUUGUUAACGACAAUUCUGUUCUUCUUGUGCAUUUAUCCUUCCCUUUCAAAAGUUAGGCUUUGAGUUUAUUGUACAAAAAAAGAUUUUAAAAAAUUAAGCCAAUUAAAUCCAGUCUAAAGCUCCUAGCAUUUGAAUGGCUGAUUCAAAAUUGUGAUUUCAAAUUGACCAAUUGUAGACUUUAGUUAGUAAACUGGUUUUAAAUUUGACUUUGUGAAUCAAUUAGUUAAAAGGCAAAAACUAACAACUAUGUGUUUAUAAGGUCUGGUCUUGAGAACUAGAGUUUUAUGUAUAACUGAAAGGUCAAUGUUUUUGUUAAAUCAUAAAUGUAACUACAGUUUUAAGAUGGUGUAAAUGCACUAAAUUCAUAGCAACUUGUUAAAUUUUUAGCACUUUAAGGGUACUAGGCAAAAUGAUUCUUACUUGAGCCAAUGUUAAUUUCCAACCCUUUACCUUGUCAAUAUUUUAUGAACCAAUUCUGAAUGUAAGUUUUUUUUUAUGUGAAACCUCAUAUUUUUUAUUUCCUUUGGUAAGUUAUUUUGAACAAUAUGACUAAUCAAAUAAAUGUUUCUGCAUGAUUGAAAAAUUAAGAUUAGAUAACUGAAAACUAUUACUGUAAUAUGUAAUGUACUGCUGAAGUGAAGUUUGCAAAUACUUUACAUCUAUAGUGAUUUAUAUUUUUGUGUAAAGAAUAUUUCAUAAACUGUGAUAUAUAAAUAUUUAUUUGAAUGUAAAA